AUGGUGUAUACCUUCACGUCUGAUCAAGUCCUGCAGGCAAUAGUGACGGCUAUUGCAUGUGCCUUGGCCGGCAUCCCUGCGAUGUUCCCGAUUUCACAUAAAUACAUUCAAUUCUACAUGCUCGAGCCUCCCAUUUGGGCCGGUUUCAACUCUAUACUUGAUUUCAAGUCCUGUUUGUUGUUCUUUCUGCGAGGCGUGGUUGGCACUUGGCUUGCCACCGCCAUGGGUUGUCUCCUCCACCUGAUACUAUCUUCUAUUUGUGCCGCUUGCGGCAUUGAGUACUUCCAAAUUUGGGCUAUGGUCAUCGCCCUUCCCCUGACGUACUUCGUCGCAUUAUCUCAUCCCGAUGCAGGAUGUAAACUAUCGGAAAUCAUCAGCUAUGUCACGGCGAUUAUAUCCCUCUAUGUUCCCAUUGCCAUCAACAUCACUGGGCAUCCCUAUCUAGAGGCUCUCUGGAACGCCAUAUUGGUUUCCUAUGGUCUCCUAUGUGGGUUCAUUCCCGUAUUGGUCCUCUAUCUCCUCGAUUGGCUACCGUCACCAUCAGCAAAUCCCCUUCAGAAAUUCAACUCCGCCACAGCCGACUACUUCGACGUCCUCAGUGCCUACGUUGUGAGCGGCGCCGAGAACCUGUACACCAUAGAUGCUCAUCAUAUGAGCUAUGACAAGUCGCUAGUGGCUGCCAGCGCCUAUGUAAAGGACGACAAGUUGAGGAGCAUCAUCUGGCGUAUGGCAAGCGCGUUGUAUUCGUUGAGAAAAUCUAUCACGGCGGGCACUUACGAUGACGUUAUCGUUGAAGCACUAUGGAGGCCAAUGUCGGCGAGCUUACUAGAAUUACGAUCUCAGAACCGUGCGGUACUCCGAGCAGCUUCGGGUAACGUCCCAACAGCUGGGGAUGUGCCGAAUCUUAUGUCAACUGCGGUAAGAUGCAAAGAGAGUCUGAAUGAGGCUUCGAUGGUGAUGCGGAAGUCCAUCAAGAUGGGCACAGUGAAGGCGUUGGACACGGAGGGGAUCACUAGGUUCCACUUCGCGAUAGAGUCAAUCUUGAGAUACGCUGAGCUGGCAGAAGAGUAUUCAUCGGUGACGGCUCAGCUGAGGGGACGUGGAGUGGACCAGGACGAGGGAGAGGUUCGUUGGUGGGUCGCCUUGUGCACAGCUACGAAGGAGUUGACGUCCUGGGCCAAAGGCUGGUGGUCUCGUCCAGUUUUCUAUGAUGAUGGUCAGUCGCGGGCAGAGCAUCUCCUAUUCCCUCUGAAGGCAUCCCUAGCUACAACUAUCGCCAUCAUAGUACUCUUCCCAUGGGGUAAUAGUAACGCGAGUGUCAAUCGUAAGUUUCUGUGGAUCUACUUGGCAGCAUGCUACUGUGUUCUGCCAGUAGCAGGAGCGUGCCUGUUGAAGAUUGGUAGAAGUCUUGUCGGCCUCGUUGGUGCUCUCCUGUACGGCCUCAUAUGUGUAGAGGCGAAUCCGUUCAACCACGCGGCGUUCUUUCUGGAGCUCAUCAUAUUGGGUUUUGUCGGAGGCUUUGUCAAGGCGACGCCGUUGAGUUAUGCUGGCUCGGUGUUUAUACUCACGUGGACGAUUGUUGCCUUUACCCCAUCGGUGGCCUUGGGGGAAGCUGAGGGGGACAUCCUAUGGGGUUUGGGGUGGCGAUGUGCCCUCAACUUAGUCGGUAUGGGAAUCGCCUUUGUAUUCUCCUGCGUUUUCUUCCCUGUAUACGCCAUCUCGAGACUACAACACGUGUCGGCCUCAGCAUUGGAAUGUGCUGGUAACAGCAUUCAGGAUGCCCUUGAUCAGUUGGCCAGUGUUGGCUUGGCAGUAGAGGAAGAGGUUGCCUUGGAAGACGGCCGGGAGGAGGUCGGCCGAGAGUUGUCGGGCAUCUCGAAUCGUCGUGCGUCGCUGGUAGGUGAUGCCCAUGCGGAGGUGUCUGUGUUUGGCAAGCUCUUCAUGAGGGUCGCUUGUACGAAGUGCUUUCAAGUUCAACCAUUCAUAAGCGAAAUAACGACCGCGGCCUUGAGCGCUUAUGGAGCAACGACGGCAUGUGCGCUGAAGGAGAGCUCAUCAUCUCAGGGGUCGUUGAAGGCCUUGGGUCCUCAUCUCAAAGAGCUUAGUAUUGCUCUUGGAAGAUCUGAAGAAAGGAUGGUAACGGGCAUGUCCAUUGCCUGUCGAGACGCUACACGGGGAGCAUUAAAUGAUGAUGUUCAUGUGGAGAUGUUACGCUGUCUUGAUGCUCUUGAUGAGAGUAGAAGCUCCUUAGAUGGAGAUGAUGAUGACGGGGCUAGCAGUCUUUCUUAUGCUCUCUAUUCCCUCUAUCUGUUCAUCGAGGAAUGGGAGUACAUCGAGACGUUCUUGUUUGGUCACGACGAGAGCUCGAUGAGGGUGGUUGAGCUACACACUAGAGGUGUACCCGAUUUGUCGCCGAAUUCGGUGGGAGAUGUCGAGACUUGCGACGCUUUCCAUGUGUGA
Perkinsus marinus ATCC 50983 is the source of this 2460-nucleotide messenger RNA. RefSeq lists its product as hypothetical. The record is from RefSeq and is a predicted model, not a curated record. The transcript is spliced from 3 exons. Bases 1 to 2460 code for a protein of 819 amino acids. NCBI's taxonomy places the organism in Eukaryota, Perkinsozoa, Perkinsida, Perkinsidae.